AUGGGUGGUACGCAAAGCACUGAACAAGGCCAAUAUGGGUUUCACGUAUUAAAGGUGAAAGAAAACUCUCCUGCAUUCAAGGCCGGCAUUGAGCAGUUCUUUGACUAUAUUAUCGGCAUCAACGACAUCAAAGUGGACAAUGGCGAUAGUGAGACCUUGCUUCGUAUUUUAAAUGACUCGGAGAACAAGCCCGUGCAACUGGAGGUCUAUUCAAGCAAAGAGCAAGCUGUUAGAGAGGUGACUCUGAUCCCUAGCAGUGAUUGGCACAAGGAUAAUCCUGGCGAAAAAAGCUUGAUAGGAUGCUCAAUACGGUUUUGUUCCUAUGAGAGGGCGGGUGAACAUGUAUGGCAUGUUCUUAGUGUUGCACCCAAUUCACCAGCAGAGAUGGCAGGCAUUAUUCCCGAAAGCGAUUAUAUCAUUGGCAGUCCACAUGCAGUCCUUGCCAGUGAAGAUGGCUUUUAUGAUUUGGUGGAAGAGCAUAUUGGCAAGCCAUUACAACUUUAUCUAUACAACUCUGAAUGGGAUAGUUGCCGUGAGGUGAUUAUUGUUCCAAACCACGAUUGGGGAGGUCAUGGAUCCUUGGGUUGUGAUGUUGGAUAUGGUUUAUUACAUCGGAUACCGCGCAAAUCAGCCAGCACGAGGCCCUCUGAAGAUGUCUCUGCCCAAUACAGCAAUGCCAUCUUUAAUGCUCCUGCCGAUGAACCUCAAGGCCCUGAACAAGAACCAUCGUCAUCCAAUGCUGAACAUGUCGUCGAACAACAACAACAACCACCACCAUCAUCACUACCGCCACAAGAUGAAGCAACAGCGUCAUCAUCACAAGAGGAACCUUCAUCAUCCAAUGCUGAACAACAACAACAACAACAACAACCCCAGGAAGAAUCCUCAUCAUCGUCAGCCAAAGAUGAACAACAACCACCAUCAUCCUCACCCAAAGAAGCUAAACCAUCCUCACCCAAAAAAGACGACUGA
Messenger RNA from Lichtheimia ornata, 972 nucleotides. RefSeq lists its product as uncharacterized. Gene Ontology annotation, biological process: Golgi organization. The transcript has 6 exons. The record is from RefSeq and is a predicted model, not a curated record. Gene Ontology annotation, molecular function: protein binding. Gene Ontology annotation, cellular component: Golgi apparatus. The coding region runs from base 1 to 972 and encodes 323 amino acids. Lineage: Eukaryota; Fungi; Mucoromycota; Mucoromycetes; Mucorales; Lichtheimiaceae.